AUGGAGGCGACGCGGGCCACGGAGGUGACGAGGGACACAACCGUGACGUCAAGUUGCUCUCGACGGCAGCAAAAAGUGAACGGCCUGGCCGCGGGUGCCGUCGGCGCUGCUGCUGCUAUCAGUUCGGACGUCAGUGUCACCCGCUCCAAGCGACGUCCGCCGCCCGAGACGAAGGAGACGGUGCCGGCGAAGGCGGUGAGCGCGGUGAGCAGCGAGGUCGGAGCGAUGACGCGACCCGCAUCGCAUUACAACAGUUACGACGAAGAAGCAAGUGAAGUUCGAGAGCAAGAGCAGGAGCUGCUGGCACAGCUGGAGCACAAGGUCAAGGGGCUGUACGUGCAGGAGGAGGAGGAACAGGCGCGCGCGGAGUGGGCUGGACUAUACGAGACGCUGUCCGAGCGGGAGCAGGAGAAGACGCUGAAGUAG
Phytophthora sojae is the source of this 426-nucleotide messenger RNA. RefSeq lists its product as hypothetical. NCBI's taxonomy places the organism in Eukaryota, Oomycota, Peronosporomycetes, Peronosporales, Peronosporaceae. The coding region runs from base 1 to 426 and encodes 141 amino acids. The transcript has 5 exons. The record is from RefSeq and is a predicted model, not a curated record.